GCAAGUCACUCAGAAGAGCACACAACGCACAGGCGCCUAUGCAGAGGAGAAUCAUCACACAUUUAAAUGCAUACGGGUAUUCUCGCUUAGGUGCGUAGAUUCCUACCAAGCAGCAGCUUACACGUGGAAGGGCCGCUUCCCACCUGCCACAUCACUCAAGCGAAGAAAGGGGAAAACCAAAAUGGGGAAGGCAAACAUAAAGGACUACGGAAACGUGUGCAAGUGGUUUAAAAGGCUGAGCACCAAGAAGUCCAUGCCAUUGCUACCGGAGAAAAAGGAAGAGAGGCUGAAAAGGUUUACGAACUUUUCCCUUUACCAUAUAAUGGAAAAGUACGAGUUCGUUCCGAACCUUCUCCUGCAGACGGAGUAUUUGUACCCUCUUCUGCAGAAGAGCCCCGAGGCCCUGAGGCAGUCCUACUUUAACCACUACAAGCUGUCGAGCGAGGGCAACCGGGCGAAGUAGUGGCAAUGACGGCAGAGGUGGGUGAGCAAGCACGCGGAAGGGGGCAGCCCCCAGUUGAUCGUUACCCCAGGUGACCACGCCAGUUGGUAAGAAGGGCAACACAAAGGAUGGGCCGUCCUCCAAAUGAGGUUAACACAAACCGCCCAAUUUUCGCUACUUCCACUUUUGGGGCAACUACACAUUGCGCGCGUUUUUUUUUACAUCCUUCUACAGUAUGUGGUUAUUACUCUCGCCAAGCAAUACCAUCACCUGCGUUGCGAAGCUGUCCAAAUUUGCACUUUUUUUUUGUUAUAAAUGCAAAAUUGAGGAAAGCUUCCUCAACCA
This is a messenger RNA of Plasmodium vivax (malaria parasite P. vivax), 787 nucleotides long. RefSeq lists its product as hypothetical. Bases 182 to 463 code for a protein of 93 amino acids. Lineage: Eukaryota; Apicomplexa; Aconoidasida; Haemosporida; Plasmodiidae. The transcript has a single exon. The record is from RefSeq and is a predicted model, not a curated record.